This is a messenger RNA of Necator americanus (New World hookworm), 1539 nucleotides long. RefSeq lists its product as uncharacterized. Gene Ontology annotation, biological process: superoxide metabolic process. NCBI's taxonomy places the organism in Eukaryota, Metazoa, Nematoda, Chromadorea, Rhabditida, Ancylostomatidae. The coding region runs from base 1 to 1539 and encodes 512 amino acids. The transcript is spliced from 16 exons. The record is from RefSeq and is a predicted model, not a curated record. Gene Ontology annotation, molecular function: metal ion binding.
AUGAACAUGAAGAACGACCUGACUCCCGAGCUGAGCAGGAGGAAACAACGGCAUGACAGGAAAAAAGCCAUGAGCGUCAUUGAAGGGGCAAUCACACAGGGUGAUGCUAGGGGUGUCCCGGUUCAGGCAGACGCCACUGCAUUUGCCAAGGACAGCAAUAUAAGAAAUUUCGAUGCUCUUCGUGUCCCACGCGAAAAGAAGAACCAUUGGGCGACUCUGUUACGCGAUCAGGACAAGUUAUCGGCACCCACUCGACCUCUUCGAAGAACAACGGGAGUCAAGGUAUCAAGUGAGUGGACGAACUUCACAGGAUGUCCUCAAUGCUCUGAUAACGAGAAAUGUCGUGCAAUAGAGUACGCCGCUAUUAUAGUAGGAAAAGAUGAGCCCACGGUAACUCUGGCUGGUGUUUUUCACUGGUUUCAAAUUGGAAAUGCGCGUUCGAUAAUUGUGGAUCUACAGUAUUCCAAGGUGUGUGCCAAUGUCACUCAUCUCGUGUCUGGAGCAGUAUCAGCACAUGCACUUAUACGGCAAAUCACUGCCUACUCGGCACCUGUUGUUGCGUCAAUUGUUGUAUUGGAGUAUCCAGCCAACAACUACACCGAGGCUUUGUAUAAUCCUAUAUGGAGAGUAAAAACGCAAAAUGGGCAAGAACUCGAAGCUACGGUCUUCUCUGGCAGCAUAAAUGAGCUAGCACUCGUUAACAAGCACAAAGUAUUCUCCGCAGCGACUGCUCACGCAGUGCCACUGGACAACUCCAUUACCGCGAGCCCUCCCUGUGGCCUGGAAAGUCUUGGGCCGAGCACACAAAAAUGGUGGAUCAAUCGGCUGGCCUCAAUUUUGAGCAGUGGAGACAACGAUACAUCUGUCAUUAUUGGAUCGAAACAACUCGUUACUGGAGCUGACAGCGUGAUUGGAAUAUCGGUGCUUUUGAAAGAAAACGAUGUUGUUUCAUGUGGACAUUUCGAACCACUUACAGAAAGAACAAUUGCUGCUGCAAAAUUCGACCAUACUCUGUCGGGUUUCGUGAAAAUGACUCAGUAUGGAACUUCAAAUUGGGCUUCUGGGAUUCCCACAGAAAUCUACUGCUUCUUCUACAAUCCAAAUGAUACUGACACCGGUGAUGAGAAGACCGAAUUAGAAUGGCAAUUUGUUAUCCAAGAUGGCAUAUCAUGCUCCAACGCUCCAGUAUACGACCCGUUUAAUCUGAACGAUAGCUCUUGUUCAAGGGGUGCUAGUCUUCUGUGUCCAGUAGGAGAUGCUUACCGGAAAUCGACUCCAUUAGUUUUAAAUACUAGACAGCAUCUCAUUGUGGACAACCUGCCAUUGUCUGGCCCAUACUCGAUCCUGAAGACGUCCUUGAGGAUCCGAAAAAAGGACGUGAACAAAAUUACGACAGAAUGUGCACCUCUUUUACUGUAUUCAGAGAAAGCUGUGCUUGACAACAUGUUCCGCACGGCAAGAACCGUUUGUAGUGGACCUGAGGAGAGAAAGGAAUCGUUAACUUUGGCUUACGAAAUUGCUGUUUCGAAUGGUUAUUAA